UAUCUAAAAGACUGUUAGAAUUAUAGACGAGACAUUUUACUAAGUAUUCAUGCAAUAAAUCUUUCGAUGUUAAGUAUUUUAUAAAAAUUUAAACAUCGUUCUACGAACUUUUGAUCAGCCCUAAGUAUAUAAUUUUGAUUCGUAGAACAAGAAAUUUAAUUUUUUUUUAUUUAGUUUUGGUUUAUGUAAAGAAGGCAUUGGCUACGGCGGAACAACAAGUACAUUUUGUGGAACACCAGAAUUUUUAGCUCCAGAAGUGUUAACCGAAUCGUCGUACACACGAGCUGUUGAUUGGUGGGGUUUAGGUGUUCUCAUCUAUGAAAUGCUUGUCGGUGAAUCUCCGUUUCCCGGCGAUGAUGAAGAAGAAGUAUUUGACAGUAUUGUUAAUGAUGAAGUAAAAUAUCCAAAAUUUUUAUCAAUUGAAGCAAUUACAAUUAUGAAAAGAUUACUAAGAAAAAAUGUCUCUCAUCGACUUGGAGCGGGUGAAAAAGAUGCUGAAGACGUCAAACGACAGUCAUUCUUUAAGCAAAUUAAUUGGCAAGAUAUGCUAUCAAAGAAGAUAAAACCUCCAUUUGUUCCGAUAGUGCAUAGUGCCGAUGAUGUUAGUAAUUUUGAUUCUGAGUUUACAGCUGAAGAGCCUAUAUUAACACCACCCGAAGAUCCACGGCCAAUUCGAGAACAAGAUCAAAUAAAUUUUACUGGAUUCGAUUAUAUCGGUGAUUGGUAA
Didymodactylos carnosus is the source of this 727-nucleotide messenger RNA. The record is from the annotation of a GenBank genome assembly. NCBI's taxonomy places the organism in Eukaryota, Metazoa, Rotifera, Eurotatoria, Philodinida, Philodinidae.